Messenger RNA from Pangasianodon hypophthalmus (striped catfish), 4894 nucleotides. RefSeq names its product forkhead box N2b (gene foxn2b). The transcript is spliced from 6 exons. Lineage: Eukaryota; Metazoa; Chordata; Actinopteri; Siluriformes; Pangasiidae. Gene Ontology annotation, biological process: regulation of DNA-templated transcription. Gene Ontology annotation, molecular function: DNA-binding transcription factor activity; cis-regulatory region sequence-specific DNA binding. Gene Ontology annotation, cellular component: nucleus. The record is from RefSeq and is a predicted model, not a curated record. The coding region runs from base 1502 to 2656 and encodes 384 amino acids.
UUGAAAAGGGCGGAACUAAAUAACAUUUUACAUAACCGGGCUGUUUAAUGAUAUUGUAACGUGUCAUGUAAAAUUCCGGGGCAAUAAAAACACCUCAGCCUGCUCUGUCCCUGUCCCUGUCCCUAAUUUAAUUACAGCGAAUGUUUCAUAGACUGGAUAUUUACUCGACGUAGUUUCACUGUCGAGUGUUUUUAUUGUUAUUAUUAUUAUAAUUGGGCUUUAUUUUACUUGUUUUGUUUCGCCGUGAGAGGGAAAACAGUCUGACGAAUUGUUUCGGACCAUGUGAUCCGGCUAGCUAACUAAGUUGAAUCACCGGAACGCACGCAUUUCGCCUUUCAGCUUACACAACGCGUUCAAGUGCUCCGUUUAACCGUGUUUCAUAUCAUUUAACAGCGUUAUUAUUCAAACAAAGAAUGUUAUCAAGCCAGAGCUAUAAUUAGCCACCAGUACAUAGUUUCAGAGAAACGAAGAGCAUUUGGAAGCGAGGCAGGCAGCUUUCAGUCUGAAGAGGCGCAUUAGCUUCAGUGCUAUGUUAGCUAGCCUAGCUGACUUGGUCGAAAGCCGAGGCUGUUUAUUUCACAUUAAUUAUUUAAGCAACACUAAGAAACAUUUGGGUUAUUGAACACUUCGUGAGGAAUAUAGUGCUUUGAGACGUGUUCGUGUUUUAAGUAACUUUUUCGUCACCUAAAAGUGGGAGAAUAAAACUUUUAAGCAGGAAAUGUAAUGUAUUCGUGUAUUGGAAGGUGAUUAGUGAAUGUUACAGUAAUAAAGUGUUUGUUUUUAGUGCUGAGGAUGAACUCAGGAGCUGUGGAAAGUGUGUGAUUAGGGAGCACAGGGUGAGGAGCUGUUCUUGUGACUUCUGACUCUGGUUAGUGUAAUUACUUGCGACUCUAAAUGUACGUGGCGUUUCAGAUCUAAGAUAUGUCUGAUCAAGUCCAUAUUAACACAUUGUGCACUCGACGCCACCGUCGUUCAGGCGGCAUUUCCGGCACAGGCUGCAUUCUGCCUGUGAGUGAGUGAGUGAGUGACACUGACACGUGGUCUCAGAGAGAGAGAGAGAGAGAGAGAGAGAGAGAGAGUGUGCUCAGAAACAACAGAAAAGGGAGGGAUCGAGGACGAGUAGCUUGUGUCACAUGAUCAUGUCAUUUAGUUCUGGUUUCAUGGCUGAAAGAGUAUCCACUUCAACGCCUCACACUGUAAACACACAACAGUCAUGCACAGCUUGUACAUAAUAGUCCAGUGUUGUUUAGGUGACGUGAUCAUCCCUGUCAUCACAGUGGUGAACAACUCUUUUGUCAGCGCUGGGGGUCAUACUUGGUGGUUGUAGAAAAUUUCCAACAAAAAACAUAUAUGUACCUCCAAUGCCGUAACCAAAUUGAUAUGACAAGAUUAUACAUUUUUGCGUUGUAUUGUACAACUCAUCAUUGUAACAUGCUGGAUUGUGUAAAUGAUACAACAUUAACGCAAAGGAGACAAAACAGACGAAGACCCUCCAAGUUUGAUGGGUCCGAUAAUCGGGAUGUCUCCAGAUAAGAAAGCCGAGUCUCCAGGAUCUCAGGGUAUGUGCGGAGCAGGAACUCUCCCAGAAGCAGAAAGCGCCUCCAGUCCACUAGCCACUAGUCUGGACAGGAUCGGUCCCUCCGGGGCUGUGAGCAGGUCUGGACUCGAACCUGAGGACGAUGAGCUGACCAAUCUGAACUGGCUCCACGAGAAUCUGCUGCAGAACUUCACCCUGGGAGAUGCGCAGUCUUGCAGCGGGCCUUUGUUUGACAUUGAGGGCAGUAUGGGCUCUCCACGUGGACACAGUCUGUCCUCUUCCUCCUCUUCUUCUGUCUCGUCUGGGAGUCCAGGCAGUGAACGGGAUCCCCUUAAAUCCAAGCCUCCUUUUUCCUUCUCCCUUCUGAUCUACAUGGCUAUUGAACAGUCUCCCAGUAAAUCUCUUCCUGUAAAGGACAUCUAUGGAUGGAUCCUGGAACACUUCCCUUACUUCUCCAGCGCUCCCACUGGCUGGAAGAACUCGGUGCGGCACAACCUGUCUCUGAACAAGUGCUUCCGCAAGGUGGAGCGUGGCCUGGGGAAGGCCAAUGGGAAAGGCUCUCUGUGGUGUGUUCACCCUGAGUUCCGGCCCACGCUGAUGCAAGCCCUGAAGAAACAGCACUUCCCAAGCGCACAGGCUUUCUGCACGCCACCUGCCUCUCCUCCCAGUGCCUCGUCUCCUCCUUGUCACCUGUUCUCCUUGGAGCAAGGCUACUCUCUAAAGGAAUGUGAUUUUGAUGCUGCCACUGCCAUGAUGCUGUUAAAGUCUGCCUCAGAGCAGAACAUUGACCCAUAUGAGCAAGAGGGGCCGAUUGAUCUUUCCCGGAGGGAUCUGGUGGUGGUAAGCCGGGAUCCAAAACAGGACCACAACUACAGCAGUGUCCCCGUAUCUCCCUCUCCUCGGCAGACGACGGGUUCCAGUGCUGCCACACACGGGCAACAAGAAAGAGCAGGCUGGGCAAAUGGUAGUCACCCUCCGUUAAAGAGGGCCAGACAUGAUCCCAAGCCUGAGCUGGAUGAAGAGUUGAAGGAGGCAGCUGGCUCACUCCUGCACCUAGCAGGCAUUCGCACCAGCCUCGGUGCCUCAAGACGCAAGAGCAGGAAGCUGGACAGGAAAUGAAGCCUGGCUCUUUAGCCUGCUUACCCUUUAUUUCCCUUUACACCCCUCACUAUGUGACUCGUUCCUGUGGCCUGUCCCGGCCUCUCUCCUCUGGUUGAAGUUAAUUUGUUUGAAAUUAAUCCUUUUUUUUUUCUCAAAAUAUUCCAGUCAUCUCAUCCAACGGGCAAUACUAACACAAACACAGGAGAGAAAAGCCAUACUGACACUUUCUUUUGUUGUACAGAAAAGAUUAGGAGAAACAAAAAAGAAAAAAAAUCAAAUCACCCAUCAACCUAUGUUCACAACUAAAAGAGUUUGAGGGGAGAAAAAAGAGAACUUUGGGGAGGGGGAAAAACUCAGAGGAGAUUUGCAUGCUUCCACCUCUAAAAAAAAAAAAAACACCACAAAUGUAUAUAUCUUGAGAAUGAAUGCAUGACUUUCACAAGUGGCUUGGGCUUCAGCAUAAUGAUGAAAAGCUAGAUAAGAAAAGAAGAUAUAAAAGUGCCAUUGAUUUUGGAUCAUAAGACUUCAGUUAAGAAAUAUGAUACAAAGAUAAAUGCAAUAAUUAGUUGACCUAAAUACUUGUAGUUAUUUUAUUUUUGUACUGCUGUUUUUUGUAUUUCGUCUGGUAAAGAUGACGUGUCCCCUGGAGCCCCGUGCACUCGUAGCUAUGAUGUCAAAACCAUGUGACUUUUCUCUUCAUCCUGAUUGGAUCAGUGCCCUAACCCCAACCUCCCUGAGCAGUAUCAUUGUAGUGGAGAGAACAGCAUGAAAUCGGAGCUGUGGCUCUUUGCGUUCACUUCAGUAUUUAUCUGACGAUUAUCUCUGUAGUAAGUGUAGUCCCGUGCCAUUACGUAUCCAGAAUUAAUUCCCCACAUACGUUUACAUGUGUGUCACUUUAGCAUAUAAGCAUCUAUAGGACACAAUGCAGUGAGGCGGAUAUAACCAAGAACUUUUUUCUCUUUUCAGCAGCCCAUUUCUUUAAGCAUCACUAUUAUCCAUGUUAGACUUCUAGCUGUCUGAUUGAUUUGAUACGAAUGCUGAGAGAAGUCAGAGGGCAGGGUUUUCGAAAUAAAUCUUCUCAGUGGACAUUACUAGGAGCUGUAUGCAUGGGGCUUGUGCUUCAGGCUUGGAUGUAGCACUCCGCUGCACAGAUGACCUCGAGAGAGUUGCUCUGGCUCGAGAGGAAACUGGAGACAAUGUGGACUCUGGAAGAAAAGCGGCUGUGGGAAGAAAGGAAAAAAACACUUGCCUUUCUGCAGCUCUGUAAAUGAGGAAGUCAUGGGAACGGACCUACAGGAAGCCAAACUGAUGAGACAGGAAACUGAUAUCGUCAGAACCUGCUACUACCAGGACUGGGUUUGGUGCGAGUACUGGACUUUGCAGACUCUCUGUCUAAACUCACACUUUGGUUUAUGUUUUCAUGAAACUGUCAGGGGUGUCACAGCUAUCUUUGCAACCCUCAUCUUUUUGUUUUGAUUAUUGUUUCAGGUUGAGUUCAUGUUUUAACUGCCUAAGUAAGUGAAAUACCACUCAUCUCUUUCUAGUGAUGGCUAAAUUAUGCGCUAAUCAGGAACGAUUGCACCUGACAGGCAGGUAAAUGCUACAGCAACUAACUGAGCCUGUUGAACCAUGGUGCUACUAAAAUCUUUUAGGACAUGUCCUGUGUCCUCUGUGUGUGUGUGAGCUCACUAGUCCUGUGGUACCUGUGAAGCUAUUCAGCAAAUUUCCUGAUGCGAUCUUUUAACUCUUCCCUAUUUAAUUGCAUCACUUUAACUGUUGCCAUUGUGAAGUUACUGCCCAAACACUUUUGCCAAGGCUGCCAAUUUCCCCUCAAUUUGUACAUAGUGAUAACACAGGAUGCAAGUAUUACUAGAGGAGGUUUAGAGGAGAGCGACAGAGCCGUAGUGUUAGAUUUAAAGGUUGUAAAAAGCAGUCACUUGCUUCUCCCAAAACAAGAAUAAUGACUUCUGAAUAUCUGACCCCUCUCUCUGUGAUACAGCAUAGUGAUAAUUGUUUUAUUAUUAUUAUUAUUAUUAUUAUUAUUAUUAUUAUUAUUAUUAUUAUUAUUAUGCUCCACUAAUUCAGAGCUGCCAAUCAGUUUGCUUGCAUUUGUCUGCCAUGUCUGUCUGACAGACUUCCAUCUUUUGGUUUUGUAAGCUAACAUCUGUUAAUAAAAUGUUUAUAAAGUUUAUUUUUGCCAAAGAUAUGCAAUUGUUGCAUUAUAUAUGGUAUUAAAAUAAAAAAGGGUUUCUUUUA